GGUUUUAGUGCUCGGUGCAAACAUUACCAGUUAGUUUCUGUAUGUAUAAUUUCUAAGAAUACAUAAACGGACGGCCAACCUUAAUUCGAACCUAAAAUACCACAUAACGGAAUUUUCUUUAUUGUUUCUGGAUUUACAAUUGACUACUUUUCUAGUUAAUGUUAACCACUGUAAAAAAAAAAAUGAACACCGUAAUGAAGAAAACAAAGGUUCCGCUUGACAAACAGUAAGGAACACGAACUGGAUUGCUGCAGAGUUGCAGGAAAGAGGGUCGUCCAUGGAGUCGCUCAACACGUUUGAAUCUGAGAUGGAGCCUGACGGGCAGGGAAGCUACUCUCUUUUUCCUGCUUUGGACAGUAUUGCAAGUCUUUCUGGAACUACAGAGACUCUAGAGAGUGAACCUUCAAGUGAAGUUGCAGAGAAACCGAACCUCACAUGGCUAGAUGCUGCCCAGAUCGUUUUGGAGGAAGCUGGGCGCCCCAUGCAUAUAAAGGAGAUUAAACAGAGAAUCAUCGACAGGGGACUUGUUCAAUCCAAUGCAAAAUCAAGCCUGGAAGCUGUCAUGUACCGUGAGACACAAAAAGGCAGCAGGAGAUUCAAGAGGAUUGAAAACAGAAACGGAGUCUUUGCACUGCUGACUGAUGAGGAGCGGCAGCAGGCCCUGCAGGCCUUCACUGCCCAAGCUUUCCUAAGCUCACCCCUGCAGAAUGCCAUGUCCAGCUCUGGCUCUGGUACUUCUGCCCCCGCCUUCCCAUCUCCCACUGGUGCUUCUGAGCACAAACCCAAGAUGAAGAGGGGCCAGCGAAAAAACCAGAACGAAAAGUACAGACUCAAAUACCUCAGGCUGCGCAAAGCUGCUCGUACCAUGAUAUUUGAGAACGCAGCUCUCUGUGAUGAAGUUGCCCAUUUAGAAGAGAAGUUUCUGAGAGCAAAGGAGGAGCGUAGAUUCUUACUUAAGUCGUUGUUGCAGUACCAGUCUCUCUCAGACGGAGAAAUACUGCCUACCCCCAGCUCAAGCACUCUUCCACCUGUGCCAUCUGUGGCGUUAACCUCGGGUCCUGCAGGGACUUCAAGCCUCCCCACGGCCCAUAAUCUGACAGCAUCUCUAUCAACAGGAGAAGAGGGACUGCUUAAGAAACCUAAGAAGGAAAGGAAAGAACGAGGAAGGGAAAAUGGAAAAGAAGAACUUCCAAAGAAGAUAUCCAAGAAGAAGAAGCUGUUCGAUGGAUCCCGGAAGCUGGUGCAGCCCAUCCCCCUGGACUCAUCUGGGCGUCCCGUCUUUCCCAUCGUGCUGGGAGGUUUAACUGUCUACAGUCUGGGAGAGAUCAUCACAGACAGAAUGUUCUUCCAUGAUGAGUGUGCGAUCUACCCAGUUGGCUUCUGCAGCACACGUGUGUUUGCCAGCAUGAAAAACCCUGAACAGCAGUGUCUCUACACCUGCCAAAUUAAGGAUGGCGGCACAGGUCCACAGUUUGAGAUUGUGCCAGAAGAAGAUCCUCAGAACGCCAUCGCGGCCUCCUCCGCCCUGAUGUGCCAUUCGAAUCUACUUAAGGCCAUCGCAUCUAACAGUUCCAAGUCUGUGGCACCAAUCAUGCCAUCAGGAGCGGAUUUCUUUGGCUUUUCUCAUCCCACCAUCCAGAAUCUCAUCCAGAGUUGUCCUGGAGCUCGUAAAUGCAGCAACUACAGAUGGAUUCGUUUUGAGGUGUGUCGACACGGUGACGGCCAGAUCCCUCACAGCUUAUCGGAAGACGACGCCUCGGUCAAUUUCGAAGCCUACCAAAGACACCAAAGCCUCGAUGGGAACAUCAAGACAGAACACAUCACAGGUCAGACACCACAGUCUCCGAAUUCCUCUCAUCAGCACCACCUGACCUCGCCCACCAUGAAGCCAUCUACCUCUUAUUUCAGCUCCUGAGAUUCAGGUCUCUGAAAUUAAGACCCCAUCCAAUCUUAAUCAUUGUAAAUAACUAUGAAUACUUGCAAACUUGACAGACCAUUGCUUUCCCCAGUCUUUGUUUUUCAGCUUAAAACCUCAGAAAACCAACACAUUUUCUAAAAACUUAUUUCCAUGUUUCAGUGAACACUGAACAGCAUUGCUGAGGAUGUGUUAGCAGAGGUCAUGCUACUUUACAUGGAUAUCGUAUGUCCUUUAGCACAUCAUUUGUUCUCAAGAUACCAAUGACGAUGAAUCCAACAUGUUUGUUUUAUUUGUGUAUAAAAUUUGUGCUUGAUUGUAGAGAUUAAACCCAAGCUUUUAUGUAUCAUUUAAUUUUACUUUGUAAAUACAUCAUUUAACAG
Molecule: messenger RNA, 2298 nt
Organism: Melanotaenia boesemani (Boeseman's rainbowfish)
Lineage: Eukaryota; Metazoa; Chordata; Actinopteri; Atheriniformes; Melanotaeniidae
Gene: fyrd1
Product: transforming growth factor beta regulator 1
Exons: 15
Coding region: 278-1915 (545 amino acids)
Biological process (GO): regulation of cell cycle; regulation of DNA-templated transcription
Cellular component (GO): nucleus
Source: RefSeq, a predicted model, not a curated record